AUGGUUGAGAAGUGGAGUGAAAAAUGUCAGGAUAUUCCUACUGUUUUUAAAGUUAACGAGACUGCAGAUUGGAUCAAGAAGGAGAAAUUUAGUAGGGUUGGGUUACAAUUCCCCGAUGAACUUUUGGGUAUAUCGGUUGUUGUUUGUAGGCAGUUGAAUAGCCUAACUGAUAGUUUGUGUGCUAUUCUUGGAGAUAGUUCAUUCGCAAGUUGUUGUGUUGAUGAAAUAGCCGGUCAGCAUGUUAAUGUUGAUGCAGUUGUACACUAUGGUCGAGCGUGUCUAUCAGAAAAUACUGGACGUAUACCAGUUUUCUAUGUGUUUGGCAAAUAUUCACCAUGCAUUCCAACUGAAAUUGAAACAUGCUACAAUCAAGUUCCACUUAAUCUGGUUGAGAAAAUCUUAUCCUAUUUAGAAGACCUGUCAGUUAUUGUGAUUACUUAUGAUUUUCGUUUCAAAGAUGUUGCUCAAAGAAUGUGUAAAGAGAUAAUGUCAAUAUGUGACUCACGUGAAAUUAAAUCUCUUCGAUUAAUUUGGUCGGAACCAUAUUUUAAUACGUCGGCCAAUAAAACAGAGAAAAUUUCUGAUAAUUCACAAACUAACCAAUUUAUUCGUUGUGGAAGAUUAUUUACAUCCACUCAAUCUGAAUGGAGUAUUCCAAGCAGUACCAAUGAACGUAGUUGGCAUAUGCUGUACAUCGGGCAUACAACAGAAACUGAAUCUGACCUACUUCCAUUAUAUCGUAUUCUAGUGUCUCUACCGGAAGUCAAUACAUUUACAACUUGUGUCUUUGAUCCAGUCACUUGUAAUUUAGAUGUAUCUGGUAUAGAAGUUAACCGAUUAUUAAAGAGAAGAACAUAUUUAAUUGAAAAAGCUAAGGAUGCACAGUUUAUUGGGAUUUUGGUGUCUACACUGUCAACAAAAAAUUACCAGUCAAUUGUUGAUCGUUUAAAAGAAUUACUGAAACGCGCAAAACGUUCAUGCAUCACAUUAGUUGUUGGUCGAUUGAAUGCAGCAAAAUUAGCUAAUUUACCUGAACUACAAUUAUUAGUAUUAGUUGCAUGUCCUGAGAUUAGUUUAUUGAAUUCACGCGAAUUUCAUAUACCAAUUAUUACACCAUUUGAAAUGGAGUGUGCUUUACGAUCGUGUUGUACACAUGAACAAUCAUCAUUUGACCAGUUAGAUAAUCGUAUGUGGACAGAAGAGAAAUUUUGGGUGGAUUUUUGUGAUCUCUUACCAGGUGGUCGAGCUUAUGUACCUAUAGAGGAUGUAGUCUCGGAGGUGACUGAGUCAUUUGCAGAUGUAUCAUUGGUGAAUGGACACAGUCGACUAGUCCCAUCGAAUGUACUUGAAGAUGAUAAUAUAGAAUCUCAGUCAUUGGUUGUUCGGACUCCAGGCGAGUUAAUUGAAUCGGGCUGUUGGAAUCUAGGUUCGAAUAAGGUUACUCGAACAUGGUAUGGUCUGAAUCCAGAGAUUGGUCAAACGCCAGUGGCACAAGUGAAAGAUGGUCGUAAAGGCCUACCAACACAAUAUACACAUGAAAAUUCAACUAAUGCACCCAACUGA
Molecule: messenger RNA, 1563 nt
Organism: Trichobilharzia regenti
Lineage: Eukaryota; Metazoa; Platyhelminthes; Trematoda; Strigeidida; Schistosomatidae
Source: the annotation of a GenBank genome assembly